Salvelinus sp. IW2-2015 is the source of this 1813-nucleotide messenger RNA. Its product is annotated as dimethyladenosine transferase 1, mitochondrial. Gene Ontology annotation, molecular function: mitochondrial transcription factor activity; rRNA (adenine-N6,N6-)-dimethyltransferase activity. The record is from RefSeq and is a predicted model, not a curated record. Gene Ontology annotation, biological process: rRNA methylation; transcription initiation at mitochondrial promoter. Gene Ontology annotation, cellular component: mitochondrial matrix. Lineage: Eukaryota; Metazoa; Chordata; Actinopteri; Salmoniformes; Salmonidae.
UGCAGAAGCAAWCCCAUUGGACGUCAACCUGCCAGUUUCCUGACGAAAGCAAUAUUUCAGGAAAGGACAUCCAACGUGCAGAACGGUUUGYGGGAUGGCGGGUCCCAGAAAGAUUGCGUCAUUUCGCCUGCCUCCCCUGCCCACCAUUGGGGAGGUAAUCAAACUGUACAACCUGCGAGCAGAGAAACAGCUGUCCCAGAACUUUCUACUGGACAUGAGGCUCACAGAUAAGAUUGUGCGCCAGGCAGGCAGUCUGAGGGACGCCCAUGUGUGUGAGGUGGGUCCUGGACCUGGAGGUCUGACCCGCUCCAUCCUCAACGCUGGGGCUGCAGACCUGCUGGUGGUGGAGAAGGACAACCGCUUUAUACCUGGACUGCAGCUCUUGUCUGAAGCAGCACCAGGGAAGCUCAGGGUUGUCCAUGGUGACAUACUCACAUACAGAAUGGACAGAGGAUUCCCAGAUGUCAUAACCAAGGCAUGGGAGGAUGAUCCGCCGGACCUGCAUAUCAUAGGGAACCUUCCCUUCAGUGUGUCCACUCCUCUCAUCAUCAAGUGGCUGGAGAACAUAUCCAACAGAACUGGACCAUUUGUUUACGGCCGGACCAGACUCACCCUUACCUUUCAGAAAGAGGUGGCAGAAAGGUUGACAGCCAGCACAGCCAGCAGACAGAGGAGUCGUCUGUCCAUCAUGGCCCAGUACCUCUGUACUGUAAAGAGCUGCUUCACCAUCCCAGGACGGGCCUUCAUCCCCAAACCUGAGGUGGACGUGGGGGUGGUACACUUCACACCACUGGCUCAGCCCCAGAUCCAGAAGCCCUUUAAGCUGGUGGAGAAAGUAGUCAGGAACGUCUUCCAAUUCCGGAGGAAGCGCUGCCGCAAAGGAAUCGAAAUGCUGUUCCCAGAGGCGCAACGGCUGGAGCUGGCGGAGGUAAUGAUGCGUGAGGCGGACGUGGACCCCACCCUGCGCCCCACGGAGCUCUCCAUCCCUGACAUCAGAGCCCUGGCAGACGCCUACAGCCACCUCUGCUCUGAGAACCAGGGUCUCCUCACCUACGACUUCAGAGAGGAACUCCGACUCAAACACCUUAACAGACGCCCGGGCAGCAGCUCUAAUGGUACUCAGCAGCCAGUCUGACAGAGAGAUGCUUAAAGGGCAGAGUGGAAGGAACGCCUAAAGGUCUCUGUUAGUGACGAGAGAGACAACGGACUGCUCUUAGCCCUGACAUUUCCACCUGGCACACGCAUGCAUUUUUAAUCGCCAUUUCACUGUAGUCCCGGAGGCGCUGGAGGAGACCGUGAAUCUUAGAUGGGAUAGAAACAACAGGGGAGAACUGAACACUGGGCUGUGGCGGGAGAGACUAUGGGCCUCGGUCCAAACUGGAACAACUAGUGUAGCUAACGCAUACUAAACUAGAGCUCAGGCACUCCAAUCCAGUUGUAAAGAAAGAAUAGCGUGUGUGUGAAAUUACCAGGAGAUUUUGUCAUAUUUUACACGAUUCACCUUCUGAGAUUAGGGUUACAUACCUUGUCGGAUCGGCAACUCAAACUAGCGACCUUUCGGCUACCUGGGAGCUUCAAGCUCUCGUGCAUUAUACCCUGGUUCUUACCUCAUCCUCUGGGAGAUGGAGUCCGGAAACAUUUCCAGGACGAUUUAGAGAAUGUUAUUCAGGGAAGUGCUGUUGGAAAGUUGUCAGCUCUUGGUGAGGCUCUGUGUGCCUUGUUAUAAAUAAAACGCUGGCCAUCUGUUAUGAACAUUGUGGGUGAGUGAUGAGUGUUUCAUUUGUUUGUGCACAAAUAAAAAUCCUGGCUAUUU